Molecule: messenger RNA, 1101 nt
Organism: Culicoides brevitarsis
Lineage: Eukaryota; Metazoa; Arthropoda; Insecta; Diptera; Ceratopogonidae
Product: pickpocket protein 28-like
Exons: 2
Coding region: 1-1101 (366 amino acids)
Biological process (GO): sodium ion transmembrane transport
Cellular component (GO): plasma membrane
Molecular function (GO): ligand-gated sodium channel activity
Source: RefSeq, a predicted model, not a curated record
AUGGAUACCGAUGGAAGAAAAAGAGUCGUAGCGAAAAAAGUUUUCCAUGAAUAUUGUGACUCUAGCACAAUACAUGGUUUGAAAUACUUGGGAACAAGACCAUUACACGAAAAAGAAUUCAAUUAUGAUGAAAACUUUCCACCAACAGCUGCAAAUUGGUCCUUUGAAAUGGAUUCGAUAAAACCAGAGAAUCCAAAUUUUGUAUUCACCAAUCCUUUUUAUCCAUUUCGUGUCUUUACAACUGGACAACAGUUGAUUGUUUAUUUGGCAUCUAAUGUCGCAGAUGACUUUGACUCGUAUUGUCCUGGUUAUGGCGGAACAUUUCGUGUUUAUUUGCAUGCACCAAAUGAGUUGCCAUGGUAUUCUCAUCAAUAUCAUGACAUCAACAUCAAAACAUACACAACACUUUCAGUUGAGCCCCAUGUGGUAAUGGCAACAGAACGAAUGAGAACAUCUUAUGGUCCAGAAAGAAGAAAGUGCUAUUUUGAUGGGGAAAAACGGUUAAAAUAUUUUAAACACUACACCAAGCGAAAUUGCGAACUUGAGUGCCUAAUAAACAUUACGCAAGCUAUUUGUAAUUGUAGUCGCUUUAAUUUUCCACGAGACUUGGGCGUUAACAUUUGUGGUCUACGAGACUAUGAGUGCAUGACACGCACUGCUACAUUUUACUUGAAUGUCGAGAGUGCCUCAGCAACUUUAAAUGUGACAAAGGCAUAUCAAGGUCGAUUCAAGUGCAACUGUUGGGCUUCUUGUCGCUCUGUUCGAUAUACAGCUGAAAAGCGCGAAGAAAAACUAUUUCAUAAUCAACACAAGCAUGUCCAAGUAAAAAAAACUGGUGAAAACGGCAGUGUGAAAAUCACCGAAGUAAAUUAUGAGAUGACAAAGCUCUAUGUAACUUUCAAGGACUCGGAGUUUUUUGCCUUGAAACGAUCUGAGUUGUAUGGACUGACAGAUUUUGUCGCCAAUUGUGGAGGAUUACUAGGCCUUUUUAUGGGAGUCAGUUUGUUGAGUUUAGUGGAAAUAAUAUAUUUUCUUACAGUUCGGUUUUUUAUGGGUAUCUUUAAUAGACAUAAAAAGAUAAAAAACUCAGAAACAGACUAA